ACCCCUGUUCGCUCGUUUCGGUUAUCAUGGGUACUUUUUGAUUCCUGGACAGAUAGUUCUAUUUGUGCUUCAGAGAGGCACAGCGUCCUUGCUUCGUGCUAUUAGGUUCUGGAUCACCUCCUGCGGAAAGGAUGAUCUCCCCUCGGGAGUCCUGCGCCGGCCUGUAUAUCGGAUGUUUAUGUCCAGUCCGUCUUGGUGGUGCUUUAUCAAGACCCUUGAUUAGUACUUUUCUUUCCUGGAUAGGCCCAAUACUAUUCAUGCGACUGGCCCUCAGACAUAGAGUCCCGGUGCCGCAUCGCCUCCGACAGCUUAGCUCGACUUUUGAUGCAAAGGGUGUCUGUCCUAUACAUAGUAGCAGUUCGAUUGGCCUCGAUUCUUUGGAUCAUCAGGGUGAUCGUGUCCACCUGGCAUUAUUAUGUCUCCAUCCAGAGAGCUGUGUGGGUGUCUGUCAAUUUGAGUUUUUUUUUUUUAUGGUCAUGUUUUCUGGAUACGUAUGAACCAAUGGACUCGCUUAUUCACUAUAUCUGGCGCUGGAUGGAUCUUUUGUCUUGCAGACUCGAGUGUCUUUCCUUAAAGAGGAUAGCUGCUCGAGAUCCUUCCGGAUAAGCGCCGGGAAGAGGGUCCCAAGUUC
This is a messenger RNA of Aspergillus ochraceoroseus IBT 24754, 631 nucleotides long. RefSeq lists its product as uncharacterized. The transcript has a single exon. Lineage: Eukaryota; Fungi; Ascomycota; Eurotiomycetes; Eurotiales; Aspergillaceae. Bases 132 to 497 code for a protein of 121 amino acids. The record is from RefSeq and is a predicted model, not a curated record.